Molecule: messenger RNA, 1695 nt
Organism: Planococcus citri (citrus mealybug)
Lineage: Eukaryota; Metazoa; Arthropoda; Insecta; Hemiptera; Pseudococcidae
Product: chromobox protein homolog 5-like
Exons: 2
Coding region: 497-1060 (187 amino acids)
Biological process (GO): chromatin organization; negative regulation of transcription by RNA polymerase II
Cellular component (GO): pericentric heterochromatin; nucleus
Molecular function (GO): chromatin binding
Source: RefSeq, a predicted model, not a curated record
GGAAUGAAUUUUGACCACCGAUGGACAAGGUGAGGAUGACAGUGGAAUCAAGAAGUAGUUCACUAAACACACAGCCCAUUCGUCCAAGAUUCGAAAUCAUUUUGGAAAAAAAUAAAAAUACAGAAUCGGCUUGACGACUACUCCAAUAAAGCAUCAUUAUUUACCCUGCGUGUGUUUCCAAGUUUCGCGCUCACUUUGUUGUUCUUGUUUGCCCAAUCAACCAAUCAGAGCGAAGGAAACACCACCAUAAGACUCGAGAUUUCAACGAAGUGGAUUUUUUCGUAAACGAAGUACAGAAAUUUAACAAAAAACGUGAUAUUUUUCGUGCAACCGUUAGUUCGAAUUGAGUUUUUUGUUCGAUGUUUGAUGUUUCGUUUCGAAAUAAUGUUUUGAAAUUAGCCGAGCUUUAGUAUAAUACUUAAUUUAUUGAAAAUUUCGUUUAAUUUUCGAGUUUACUUUACUUUCAAGCUUAUUUAGAUUUUGAAAAACUUCAACUAUGGGUAACAAAAGAAACAUCGAUUCGACAGAAGAAGAAAGCGAAGAGGAAUAUUCGGUAGAAAGAAUCGUCGACAAGCGUGUAACGUCCAGAGGUAAAAUCGAAUACUAUCUAAAAUGGAAAAACUACCCGGAUUCUGAAAACACCUGGGAACCGGUAGAGAACCUCGAUUGCCCACAGUUGAUCGCAGAAUUCGAAGAAAAACAAAAGAAAAAAGAAUCCGCUACCAAGAAGAAAGACGCCGAGGAGAAUACGUCUUUUAAGAAGAAGAAAUCGGCCAAUACUUCGCUAAAUAACGGUAACUCUUCGUUUUCUGCGAAAUCGAAACGCGAAAAUUCCACCGAAAUUACCAGUAAAGGAUUCGACAGGAAACUAGACCCCGAGAAGAUAAUCGGCGCUACCGAAUCGAACGGAAUUUUGAAAUUCCUCAUGAAAUGGAAAGGCCACGACGAACCCGAAAUGGUCGCCGCUAAAGAUGCCAAUGUUAAAUGCCCUCAACUGGUCAUUGAUUUUUACGAAGAACGACUCACAUGGCAUAAUGUAGAAAAUGGUAACAAAAAGUAAUAGGUUGACGUUGACCAAUUGCCUCAUCAUCAAACGGUCCAACUUGAUGUUUUAUUUUCUCUCUCUAUGUAAAAUGAUAUCAUUUUAACGAACACGGCGAUCGAUUUUACAUUACGAUGAAUUUUUUGUUGCUACCUACUAUACGUUUUAAUGCCCAAUUUAAACCGUUUUUUUUUCUUCAUUAUAUCUAUGUGUAUUUUACUUAGUAUUAUUAUAAUUUAUAUUAGAACAACAAGUAUUCGUGUAAGUAUAUUCCCAGUUAGGUAUCCAUAUUUUUGCGAUCUCUCUCAUUUCGCUUAUGAUUUUUUUAUUUUAUGUUUUUCUCUCUUUAUUUUUGUGGGUGCGCCACCGACUACAUAGGGUUUCGUAUUUAUACGUUCGAUGAAAUUUAUUCGUUGUUAAUUUAGGUAUGUCAUUUGUGUCGUAGAUAUAUAUUUUGUUUCGUGUUUGAAUCGAAUGACAGUGAAUUGUGGAUUGCGUAAAAUAUUAUGAAAAGAUUACGAACACUUUGGUAAAUCAUCGUGGACAAAUUUCAUAAGUUGUUUAAUUCAACCCAUACCUAUUACAUAAUUGAUUUUUUUAAAAACAUUGUUUUAAAUUUUUAGUGUAUAUAUCUGAAUAAAAAUGUAAUUCUA